Messenger RNA from Scophthalmus maximus (turbot), 3283 nucleotides. It is a transcript of the gene aldh1l1, whose product is annotated as aldehyde dehydrogenase 1 family, member L1. The transcript has 23 exons. Gene Ontology annotation, molecular function: aldehyde dehydrogenase (NAD+) activity; formyltetrahydrofolate dehydrogenase activity. Gene Ontology annotation, biological process: one-carbon metabolic process; 10-formyltetrahydrofolate catabolic process; biosynthetic process. Gene Ontology annotation, cellular component: cytoplasm. The record is from RefSeq and is a predicted model, not a curated record. Lineage: Eukaryota; Metazoa; Chordata; Actinopteri; Pleuronectiformes; Scophthalmidae. Bases 167 to 2875 code for a protein of 902 amino acids.
CCCGCGGCACGCCCUGUCCAAUCACCCCGCUGUGUGCGCGCGUUACGUCGUUGGGCCGCCUGCAUGUGUGUCCAAAGGGUGCAAAUUGAAAAGCAACUGACCGCGUCGGCUUGCUCUUUUCAGGCGAGUUCAGGAGCGCUGGGUCGGCAGGCGACGUGCUGUGAGGAUGAAGAUUGCAGUAAUUGGCCAGAGCCUGUUCGGCCAGGAGGUGUACAAGGAGCUGAGGAAAGACGGUCACACCAUCGUGGGAGUCUUCACCAUCCCUGACAAGGACGGCAAGGCGGACCCACUGGCAACUGAAGCAGAGGAGGAUGGCAUAGCCGUUUUCAAGUUCCCUCGCUGGCGCGUGAAGGGCCAGGCCAUCCCAGAGGUGGUGGCUCAGUACAAGGCCACAGGUGCCGAGCUGAACGUCCUGCCCUUCUGCUCCCAGUUCAUCCCCAUGGAGGUCAUCGACCACCCCAAACACGGCUCAAUCAUCUACCAUCCCUCCCUGCUGCCUCGCCACAGGGGUGCCUCUGCUAUCAAUUGGACCCUGAUCCACGGUGACGAAAAGGGCGGGUUCACAGUGUUUUGGGCUGAUGAUGGACUGGACACCGGGCCAAUCCUGCUGCAGCAGGAGUGUGAUGUUGAACCCAAUGACACCGUCAACACAAUCUACAAGAGAUUCCUCUUUCCAGAGGGAGUCAAGGGCACGGUGGAGGCAGUGAGGCAGAUUGCUCAAGGGAAGGCCCCAAGGAUCACGCAGCCACAGGAGGGAGCCACGUAUGAGUGCAUCCAGAAGAAAGACAAUGCCAAGAUUGACUGGAACCAGACUGCUGAGGCUCUCCACAACUGGAUCAGAGGAAACGACAAAGUGCCUGGUGCCUGGGCAGAGGUCGAUGGACAGAAAGUGACUUUCUACGGCUCCUCUCUGGCGAACUCAGGCAGCACGGUGAACGGUCAACCCAUGGAGAUCCCCGGAGCCAGCCGACCCGGCAUCGUGACCAAGGCGGGCCUGGUGCUGUUUGGAAAUGAUGGCAAGACACUGUUGGUGAAGAAUCUGCAGUUUGAAGAUGGAAAGAUGAUUGCUGCAGCACAGUACUUCAGCUCAGGGAGCAGCGCUGCUGUGGAGCUCACCGAGGAGGAGAAGGCCUUUGCCGGACAGAUGAGGGCAGUGUGGCAGAGCAUUCUGACUAACGUGAGUCAAGUUGAAGACUCCACUGAUUUCUUCAAGUCUGGUGCUACUUCGAUGGAUGUGGUCAGGCUUGUAGAGGAGGUGAAGCUCCAGGCCAGCAGCUGCCAGCUGCAAAACGAGGACAUCUACAUGAACACCACCUUUCAUGAUUUCAUCCAGAUGUGCGUCAGGAAGCUCCGAGGGGAGGACGGUGAAGAGGAGCUGGUCGUCAACUAUGUGGAGAAGGACAUCAACAACAUGACCAUAAGAAUGCCUCAUCAGCUGUUCAUCAAUGGAGAGUUUGUUAAUGCAGAGGGAGAAAAGAUCUACAAGUCCAUUAACCCCAAUGACGGCACAGUCAUCUGUGAUGUGUCUCUGGCCCAGAUAAGUGAUGUGGACAAGGCAGUGUCGGCUGCUAAGGAGGCAUUUGAGGAGGGACAAUGGGGCAAAAUGAACCCGAGAGACAGAGGCAGACUAAUCUACAAGCUGGCUGACCUCAUGGAGCUGCACCAGGAGGAACUAGCCACCAUCGAAGCCAUUGACUCCGGAGCUGUUUACACACUUGCCCUCAAGACCCACGUGGGCAUGUCCAUCCAGACCUUUCGCUACUUUGCUGGCUGGUGUGACAAGAUCGAAGGCAGCACCAUCCCCAUCAACCAGGCUAGACCCAAUCGCAACCUCACCUUCACAAAGAAGGAACCGAUAGGAGUGUGUGCUAUCGUGAUUCCCUGGAACUACCCUCUGAUGAUGCUGGCCUGGAAGACGGCAGCGUGCCUGGCAGCUGGAAACACAAUCGUCCUCAAACCUGCCCAGGUGACUCCACUGACGGCUCUGAAGUUUGCUGAGUUGGCAGCAAGGGCAGGGCUGCCCAAGGGUGUCAUUAACAUCCUGCCUGGAUCAGGUGCUCUGGUGGGUCAGCGACUGUCUGACCAUCCUGAUGUUCGCAAACUGGGCUUCACAGGUUCCACUGAGAUUGGUAAACACAUCAUGAAGAGCUGCGCAGUCAGUAACGUGAAGAAAGUCUCUCUGGAGCUCGGAGGAAAAUCCCCUCUCAUCAUCUUCAGUGACUGUGACAUGGACAAGGCAGUUCGCAUGGGUAUGAGCUCAGUGUUCUUCAAUAAGGGAGAGAACUGCAUCGCAGCUGGCAGACUAUUUGUGGAAGACACCAUUCAUGACCAGUAUGUGAAAAGAGUGGUUGAAGAGGUGAAUAAGAUGAAGAUUGGUGAUCCAUUGGACCGCUCCACUGACCACGGCCCUCAGAACCACAAAGCCCACCUGGACAAACUGGUGGAGUAUUGUCAGACCGGCGUCAAGGACGGAGCCACCCUGAUCUGUGGUGGCAAACAGAUACAGCGACCAGGUUUCUUCUUUGAACCCACAGUGUUCAUUGAUGUUCAAGACCACAUGUACAUUGCUAAGGAGGAGUCAUUUGGCCCUGUCAUGAUCAUUUCCAAGUUCAAAGGCAGUGAGGUGGACGAUGUCCUGAGAAGAGCCAAUGCUUCAGAGUACGGCCUGGCGUCAGGUGUUUUCACACGAGACAUCAGCAAAGCUCUGUACGUCAGUGAAAGGCUCAAUGCUGGCACGGUAUUUGUUAACACCUACAACAAGACUGAUGUGGCCUCGCCAUUCGGAGGCUUUAAACAGUCUGGAUUUGGCAAAGACCUGGGAAAAGAGGCUCUCAACGAAUACCUGAAGACCAAGGCAGUGACCAUUGAGUACUAAGCCACAUCACAGAGGAUACCAGCUUCCUGUGUGCACUGAUGUGUGUGGACACUGACAGAAGAGACAUGUGGAUGGAGUGAAAUCAGUUUAGACCUACAGUCAUGUCUCAAGCGUUGUUCCCUCACUAGUGAAUACUGACUGUUUGAAUUAAAGCCUUAACAUGUUAACUGGUCACAUUAACACCUUGAAUUAACACACACCUAAACCAUGUUGUGAUAGGCAAAUGAAGCAUGUUUCUAGGUAGGUCAUACUCCUGAGACAGUUUUGUUAUCAGUGUGUUUGUGUUACAGGGUAGGAAUUUAAACAGAUUGCAUUCAUUCCUAAUAUGGCUUACAUUAGGUCAGAAACGUUUCAAGAAGUGUAACAUUUCUAAUCAUUUUUUCUUAUCAAUGAAAACUGGUGAGCAUA